AUGGCGGACCCACUGCAAGUGUUGCGUGAAUACGCGCAAGGGCGGCGCACCUUCAAGGAGAUUGUUCAGGAAUUCGAACCGGAGCGCAAACGCGCCAAGCUCGACCCCAGCGCCGAGGCAACAGUGCAACGAGAGGCCGGAUCUGCGACGCCUGCCGUUGAUGAGUCGAAUCUGCGCGCGCUCAGCGAUAACUUGACGGCCGACAAGAUCGCCGCCCUCCGAAAGAAGAAGGCCAACCAUCAGAAGCGCACCACGGUCCUCGAUGAUAUGGACAUCACAACCGGCGAGGCCAAAGUGGAACGCGUCUGGCACACGCGAAGCAACUGCAUGGAGAGCUUGGCCAGGGGCAGCAAUUUCUCCUUCGUCCUCCAGAUGAUCCAGGGCUUGAAGACCCGCGAAGAGACGGAGGCACGCAACAAGGCACUCGGCGGCCAGCAGCAAAAGAUGGACCCGAAUCGGGGGAAGAAGAACCAGCUCGGCUAUUCCCGUUACGACCAGGAGCAGUUUGACAAGAACGACCACGACUUCGGCGCUGAGAUGACGUUCGUCGGCACCAACAUGAAAACAUCCCCCGAGAAGAGACCCUUGGCUGGAGGUCCCGCGAAUCGUGGCCCGCUCACCCAGUCACAACCAUCGGUUUCUUCAACGGACAACGGUGCCCCGAAGAAGCGGACGCAACGCACGCCGAUCAUCAUCAUCCCCGCGUCAACGAACCAGCACUCGAUCAUCUCGAUGUACAACGUCCGCGACAUCUUGCAGGAGCUCAGCUUCACCGCUGAGGACGUGCGCAAGCAGCAGGGAAAGCGGGAAAAUGAGGUAUUGAUCCAACGAAGAAAGGGCGGUCAAACAGUCCCCUACCGCGUCGUCGACACCCCACAACGGCUCACCAGCGAGGAAUGGGACCGAGUGGUCGCCGUUUUUGCAUUGGGUCCGACUUGGCAAUUCAAAGGCUGGCCCCGAUGGAACGGCAACCCCACCGAGAUCUUUAACAAUGUGGCUGGCUUCCAUCUGGCCUAUGACAACGUGCCCGUCGAGCCGAAUGUCGCCAAGUGGUCGGUAAAAGUGCUGGCCCUGUCUCGCGACAAGCGCCAUCUUGACCGUGCCCGUCUUCAGGUCUUCUGGGACCUCCUCGACCGCCACAUCGCCAAGGCCAAGCCCCAUCUCCGUUUC
Molecule: messenger RNA, 1170 nt
Organism: Mesorhabditis spiculigera
Lineage: Eukaryota; Metazoa; Nematoda; Chromadorea; Rhabditida; Rhabditidae
Source: the annotation of a GenBank genome assembly